AUGGAACAGUUAGUUUCUUUACUUCAAAAAAAGCAACUUCAGAAAGAAGAGAGAUUAAAAUCUCUAAUUAAGAUCAUAGAUCGAAGGAUUGUUCAAAAAUUGUAUAAUUUAAGAAACUACGCCUUUUUUAAAAUCAAAAACUUCAAAAUAGCCAAUCGAAACAAUAUCAAGUUAUUGUCAGAAAAGGAUGACGAAAAAGGUACCUUGUAAAUUAACAUUUCAAAUACUAAUCAAUUUAGAGAAGCAUUAUAUUAAUUGCAAAAUUAUAACCUGGUGCAAUUGGAAAUAUUGAAAAAAGAAACUCUGUGCAGAAUGAUUUUCAUUUUGCAAAAAAGAAUCAAUCAUCAUUAUAGACAUCUGCUAAUCAAACUUGUAAAUAAGAAAUCAAGAAACAUUAUCCCAUUUUUAAAAGUGUUCACUUACAGAUUCAAUUAUCAAUCAAGGUUUCUCAAAAUAUUACAAAAGUUUUAGAGAAAUAGAGAGGUUUCAUUACAAAAAGAAAUGAAAAAAUAGGAAGCAAUUUCAAAAUUUGUAAUGGCUUUAGAAAAUAAAAAAUUAGCUUGUUUUUGUUAUUGGAAAAGAAAAUUUCAAAUUAAUUAAAAUGAAUAAUCGUAUAUUGACAGUAAAAGGUAAAAUGAGUUCAUAUAACUAACAUUUUAAAUUGUUGCUCUGCUCUCAAAAUAGAAAUUCAAGGUACUUUCCAAUGCUUUCGUAGAUUUAAAAAAGAAUAAACAAAGAAAUACUCAAAAAAUUGUAAUUAUGUUUAAUUUUAAAAUUCUAUUUAGAAGGUUGAUGCUAAAAAACCUUUCGUUUUCCUUUUAUAAAAUAGUUUGUUAUAACAGAAAUAAUCAAGGUGCAUAAUGCGCAAAUGUUGACAUAAUAAAAAACUUAUCUGUUAUUUCAAGCAAAUUAAACUCAGGUUUGAAUCAAGCACACAUGAAAUACCAGAGGAAAAGAAGAAACCUCAUUAUCUAUAAAUACUUAUCUAAGAUUAAUAUGAAUGAAGAUCAAAUGAUUAGUAAAUACUUUACAAAGUGGAAAAGAAUCUUAAGCCAAUUUAAUUUUUAGAUGAGAAUUAAAAUUAUUCAACAAAGCAAAGAGCUUGAAGAAGAUCAAUAAUUGUUAGUGUAAUAAUACAAGUAAUUAUCCAUUGAAAAUUCUGAAUUGCAAUAAAUGUAUUAGUAAGUAUAAACUUAUUUUCAUACUCCAACAGGAUUAUCAGUAAAGAAGUCAGAAACUAAAUAGAAUUAAUAAAUUAUUAUGGGAUAGCAAUAAGCCUACUAAUUGCAAUCAUAAUAACAAGAGGCAUUCUGGGAUGAGGAUUUAAUGUAAAGUGAAGACUAUUCUCCAGAAUUCGUAGAAAAUAUAGAAAAUCAAAAUGUAGAAUUAAAAUAUAAGAUUGAAGAGUAAUAAGCAAAACGCAAUAUGUAUUUAGAAGAAUUUUAAAGUAGGAAAUAAGAACUAUUGCAAUAGAUUGCCCUAAAGAAACAAAUGUAAAAUGUUUAAUGA
Paramecium tetraurelia is the source of this 1509-nucleotide messenger RNA. RefSeq lists its product as uncharacterized. The record is from RefSeq and is a predicted model, not a curated record. NCBI's taxonomy places the organism in Eukaryota, Ciliophora, Oligohymenophorea, Peniculida, Parameciidae. The transcript is spliced from 3 exons.